This is a messenger RNA of Ictalurus punctatus (channel catfish), 1767 nucleotides long. RefSeq names its product steroid 17-alpha-hydroxylase/17,20 lyase. Gene Ontology annotation, biological process: hormone biosynthetic process; progesterone metabolic process. Gene Ontology annotation, molecular function: steroid 17-alpha-monooxygenase activity; heme binding; iron ion binding. Lineage: Eukaryota; Metazoa; Chordata; Actinopteri; Siluriformes; Ictaluridae. Bases 190 to 1686 code for a protein of 498 amino acids. The record is from RefSeq and is a predicted model, not a curated record. The transcript is spliced from 8 exons.
UGACCCUCAGGGUCUCCAUGACCGUUAACCCCUGACGAAGGCUUUGUUUAUGUUCCGCCUCCUUCUGCACUGUAAAUUCUCUGAGCUGAAGCCUUGGUUUCUCCAUUCCCGCACGUCUAUACACACAUUCACCACACAUUUCACAGUGACUUGAUCAGCUGUACUUCCAUCUACAUACACAAAUUCAUCAUGGAUAGCACUCUAAUCAUCUCUCCUGAGACUCUAACACUCUACUGCAUUGUUGCUGUAUUGCUUCUGUUUGUGUUAAAAUGCACUCUGGGACGGCGCCAGUCCUCCAGAGGUGCCAAAGCGCUGCCGUGUUUGCCGAGCGUGCCAUUCCUAGGCAGCCUGCUGCACCUGCGCUCACCUCUUCCUCCACAUCUGCUCUUUUCCAAGCUGGCCAGCAGAUAUGGGCCGCUCUUCAGCCUGUACAUGGGGCCACACUACACGCUGGUGGUGAGUGAAGUGACGCUGGCUAGAGAGGUGCUGUUGCACAGGGGCAAAGACUUCGCUGGACGGCCCAAGAUGGUUACCACAGACGUGUUGACUCGCGGAGGGAAAGACAUUGCGUUUGCCGACUACAACACGCUGUGGAGGAGUCAUCGCAGACUAGUGCAGUCCUCCUUCGCACUUUUUGGGGAGGGCUCCAGCAAACUCCAGACCAUUGUAUUAGAUGCUGCAGAUAACCUUUGUUCGGACCUGCAGGCCUGCAGGGGGCAGUCUGUAGAUAUGGGUCCAAUCAUCAUGCGAGCCGUCACCAAUGUGGUAUGCAGGCUGGUUUUCCGGUCGACCUAUGAACCCCAUGACCCCGAGCUCCAGCAGGUUAUAUACUAUAACAACGGUAUUGUCCAGACCAUUGCACAUGGAAGCCUGGUGGAUAUCUUUCCUUGGUUACAGAUUUUUCCCAAUAAGGACUUGGCCAAGCUGAGAGAGUGUGUGUAUAUCAGAGACAAAUUACUGACCACGAAACUGGAAGAGCACAAGCUGACCCAUACACCUGGGGAACCACGAGACCUCCUAGACGCUCUCCUGAGUGGGUCAGGUGGUGAGGGCGGUGUCACAGAUGAUCACAUUUUGAUGACAGCAGCUGAAGCGUUUGGAGCUGGAGUAGAGACGACAUCCUCCACUUUACUCUGGACUAUAGCUUUCUUACUACACUACCCAGAAGUGCAAGAACGUCUUCACGCCGAGCUGGACGAGUGUGUGGGCAGGGACCGACACCCUUCCUUGAGUGACAGGACCAGUCUGCCAUUUCUGGAGAGUGUGUUGUCUGAGGUUAUGAGAAUUCGCCCUGCCAGUCCUAUCCUCAUCCCCCAUGUUGCUAUGCAGGACACCAGUUUAGGAGGACAUGAUGUUUCAAAAGGAACAAGAGUCUUGGUGAACAUCUGGGCAAUCCACCACGACCCAAAACACUGGGAAAAACCUGACCAAUUCAGACCAGACAGGUUCCUGGAUGGCAUGGGUAAGAGGAUAACUCCACCCAGUUACCUUCCCUUUGGGGCGGGGCCCAGAGUAUGUGUGGGUGAAUCGUUGGCCCGGAUUGAGCUUUUCCUGCUCCUCAGCCGUCUUCUGCAGAAGUUCCAUUUCAGCGUCCCUUAUGGCGCUUCCCUGCCUGACCUGCGUGGUCGCUUUGGAGUCGUGCUUCAACCGCAACGCUACACGGUCACAGUAAAACUGCGUCACUGAACAUAUCCAGCGAUGAUGUAACAAUAUCAACAUUAUUUCUAGGUGCAGCCUGUUCAUUCAGUACGCUACAAGAUGUUUUUU